AUGUCAUCCGAAAAGUCGGCCCAAACGGUUCCCUGCGCCUACAAGACCGGCCGCACACUAGGUCAAGGCACCUAUGCCGUCGUCAAGGAAGCCGUACACAUCAAGACGGGAAAGUACUAUGCCUGCAAGGUCAUCUCCAAGAAGCUCAUGGAGGGAAGGGAACACAUGGUACGAAAUGAGAUUAGUGCACUCAAGAGGGUUAGUCAGGGACAUGGAAGUAUCGUUACAUUGGUGGAUUACUUUGAGACGAUGAACAACUUGUACCUCGUCACGGAUCUCUGCGUGGGUGGGGAAUUGUUUGAUCGGAUUUGUGAGAGGGGGAGUUACUACGAACAAGAUGCGGCUCACAUUGUGCAGACAGUCGUCAAGGCAGUCAAGUAUCUCCACGACCAAGGAAUCGUCCACCGAGACCUCAAGCCAGAGAACCUCCUCUUCCGAGACAAGACCGAAGAGUCCGACUUGCUCAUUGCAGACUUUGGUCUCAGUCGGGUCGUAGACGAUGAUACCCUCUCGGUCCUCUCGACGACUUGUGGAACUCCAGGGUACAUGGCGCCAGAGAUCUUCAAGAAGAGCGGACAUGGUAAGCCUGUGGACAUGUGGGCCAUCGGUGUCAUCUCCUACUUCCUCCUCGCCGGCUACACUCCCUUCGACCGGGAUUCAACCGCCCAAGAGAUGCAGGCCAUCGUCAAUGGCGACUAUGCUUUCGAGCCCGAGGUCUACUGGCAAGGCGUCUCCCCUUCUGCGAGAGACUUCAUCAAUAAGCUCCUCACAGUGGACCCUUCCAAGAGGAUGACGGCGAGUGAGGCAUUGGAACAUCAGUGGUUGAGCACAGAUGCUGCCAAGCAAGAAGGAGAACAGAAGGAUCUGCUGCCGGGUAUCAGGAGCGCAUUCAAUGCAAAGAUGACUUUCAGAAAGGCCGUGCAUGGUAUUCGACUAAUCAACCGUCUCCGCACAGAAAGCAGCGAGCAAGUCCCGCGCCACGAAGUGGAAGCUCUGCGCAAGGGAAUCGCCGAAGCCGAGGCAGAAAACGUGCAAGAGGUCCUCGAUGUGGAUUUGCCCGAUGCUUCUGGCCAUCAGGACAAGGAUAAGAAGGAAGAGAAGGAAGGAGGGGGAGCAAAGAAGGAGGAAGGAGACGAGAAGAUGCAAGAGGGUAGUUCGUGAAGUGAUGAUUACAGAGGAGUUAUGGGUCUUGUGCGAUGUGGAGCAGUGGGCGCAAGUUAUCCACACGCACGCUCAGUCUACUAUUCUUAGCCUUGGUCGUAGCCCUGGUCAGCCGACCUAGUCAACUUUUAUAUCAAUAGCCUCUGCUUCUGCUCGUCUGCCUCUGCUCGACUGCGACACUUGUCCUCCUCCCCACCUUUCUUUCUCGUCACGUCCAUCUGUGUCUCCGCACCUCGCACCGACGCCCCAGCG
Molecule: messenger RNA, 1413 nt
Organism: Microstroma glucosiphilum
Lineage: Eukaryota; Fungi; Basidiomycota; Exobasidiomycetes; Microstromatales; Microstromataceae
Product: putative calmodulin-dependent protein kinase type 1
Exons: 5
Coding region: 1-1161 (386 amino acids)
Biological process (GO): cellular response to oxidative stress; protein phosphorylation
Molecular function (GO): calmodulin binding; calcium/calmodulin-dependent protein kinase activity; ATP binding
Source: RefSeq, a predicted model, not a curated record